Molecule: messenger RNA, 7752 nt
Organism: Coregonus sp. 'balchen'
Lineage: Eukaryota; Metazoa; Chordata; Actinopteri; Salmoniformes; Salmonidae
Source: the annotation of a GenBank genome assembly
AUGAGUGCAACUGGCACGAGAGUAAAGGACUCUGGGAAGUCGCUUAAUGAGAGGACCAUAGAGUGUCGAGAGAAUGGCUACCUUCUCUCUGGCAAGAAGAUUGGGACAGGUGCUUUCUCCAAGGUCUACCUGGGGUACGCUACCCCAAAUAAGAUCAGCAAGAACUACAAGUUGGCCAAUGACCUGAGGAGCAAGAACCACAACAUGGUAGUGCAAUGUAUUUGUUACCAUGGUAAAAAUCAUAAAGAAUUCAUUCUAAACUUAAUUUAAUGACCAUAACAUGUACCCACUUAUUGAUUUGUUUUUCUUUUUUCUUUUAGCCAGACCGUAUGUCCAUAUUUGCUGGACAUAUUUCAAAACAAUAGUAUCUCACUAUGACUAGCACUGCAGUCACACUUUGAUAACAUUGUUGUAGUUUUUGUGAACUGUGUGGAUGAGGACAUUCAGCCCUACAACCAUUCAUUUUUCAGGUGGCCAUCAAAAUCAUCUCCAUCAACGAGGCUCCCCCAGAAUACUCUAAGAAGUUUGUGCACAGAGAGAUAUAUGCUCUGAACGCCACGUACAGACACCCAGGGGUGGUGAGUGUUGUUAAGGUACAAACACCAAACACGUACAGACACCCAGGGGUGGUGAGUGUUGUUAAGGUACAAACACCAAACACGUACAGACACCCAGGGGUGGUGAGUGUUGUUAAGGUCAAACACCAAACACGUACAGACACCCAGGGGUGGUGAGUGUUGUUAGGGUACAAACACCAAACACGUACAGACACCCAGGGGUGGUGAGUGUUGUUAAGGUACAAACACCAAACACGUACAGACACCCAGGGGUGGUGAGUGUUGUUAGGGUACAAACACCAAACACGUACAGACACCCAGGGGUGGUGAGUGUUGUUAAGGUACAAACACCAAACACGUACAGACACCCAGGGGUGGUGAGUGUUGUUAGGGUACAAUCACCAAACACGUACAGACACCCAGGGGUGGUGAGUGUUGUUAAGGUACAAACACCAAACACGUACAGACACCCAGGGGUGGUGAGUGUUGUUAAGGUCAAACACCAAACACGUACAGACACCCAGGGGUGGUGAGUGUUGUUAGGGUACAAUCACCAAACACGUACAGACACCCAGGGGUGGUGAGUGUUGUUAGGGUACAAUCACCAAACACGUACAGACACCCAGGGGUGGUGAGUGUUGUUAAGGUACAAACACCAAACACGUACAGACACCCAGGGGUGGUGAGUGUUGUUAGGGUACAAUCACCAAACACGUACAGACACCCAGGGGUGGUGAGUGUUGUUAGGGUACAAUCACCAAACACGUACAGACACCCAGGGGUGGUGAGUGUUGUUAAGGUACAAACACCAAACACGUACAGACACCCAGGGGUGGUGAGUGUUGUUAGGGUACAAACACCAAACACGUACAGACACCCAGGGGUGGUGAGUGUUGUUAGGGUACAAUCACCAAACACGUACAGACACCCAGGGGUGGUGAGUGUUGUUAGGGUACAAUCACCAAACACGUACAGACACCCAGGGGUGGUGAGUGUUGUUAAGGUACAAACACCAAACACGUACAGACACCCAGGGGUGGUGAGUGUUGUUAGGGUACAAACACAUUUCUUCUUUGAUAUACGCAAACAAAUAUAGAGCUAGUUUCCCAGACUAUGACUACUCCUAGAAUAAAAAGCACCUCCAUUGAACAUGGUUUUUAGCUAAAUCUGGAUCCAGGAAACUGGCGCUUAGACACCUAAAUGGAUCCAGAGUUACUGAUUGUAUUCUAUUAAUAUGGUGGGUACACUCUACUUUGAACAGGUCCAGCUGUAUGACAUGUUCCGUUCACUGAAGCGGUUCUAUCUGAUUCUGGAGCUGGCUCUGAGCGGAGACCUUCUAGAACACAUCAACGCCGUGUCCCAUAGCAAGGGCAGUCCGGGCCUCAGUGAAGAGGAGGCUCGCAGGCUAUUCAAACAGAUAGUCAACGCCGUCAUGCACUGCCAUAACAACCACAUAGUACACAGGUAACACCUCACUGCCAUAACAACCACAGAGUACACAGUUAACACCUCACUGUCUGCCAUAACAACCACGUAGUACACAGGUAACACUUCACUGUCAUAACAACCACAUAGUACACAGGUAACACCUCACUGUCUGCCAUAACAACCACAUAGUACACAGGUAACACCCACUGUCUGCCAUAACAACCACAUAGUACACAGGUAACACCUCACUGCUGUUGCUGCAACAAUCUGAUUCCAUAUCUGCCAAAUCACAGGUAAUGCCAACAGCAUCAUAUGUUGUCGAGUAAAACCACAACAAUCACAUAUUGUAGUUUACAGGUAUUACUACAGCAACCAAACACAGGAAAUACCACAGCAACCAAACACAGGAAAUACCACAGCAAUCAUACAUACAGUUGAAGUUGGAGGUUUACAUACACUUAGGUUGGAGUCAUUAAAACUAGUUUUUCAACCACUCCACAAAUUUCUUGUUAACAAACUAUAAUUCUGGCAAGUCAGUUAGGACAUCUACUUUGUGCAUGACACAAGUCAUUUUACCAACAAUUGUUUACAGACAGAUUAUUUCACUUAUAACUCACUGUAUCACAAUUCCAGUGGGCCAUUUCAAGGCCUACCUUCAAACUCAGUGCCUCUUUGCUUGACAUCAUGGGAAAAUCAAAAUAAAUCAGCCAAGACCUCAGAAAAAAAAUUGUAGACCUCCACAAGUCUGGUUCAUCCUUGGGAGCAAUUUCCAAACGCCUGAAGGUACCACGUUCAUCUGUACAAACAAUAGUACGCAAGUUUAAACACCAUGGGAGCAUGCAGCCGUCAUACCGCUCAGGAAGGAGACGGGUUCUGUCUCCUAGAGAUGAACGUACUUUGGUGCGAAAAGUGCAAAUCAAUCCCAGAACAACAGCAAAGGACCUUGUGAAGAUGCUGGAGGAAACAGGUACAAAAGUAUAUAUAUCUACAGUAAAACGAGUCCUAUAUCGACAUAACCUAAAAGGCUGCUCAGCAAGGAAGAAGCCACUGCUCCAAAACCGCCAUAAAAAGCCAGACUACGGUUUGCAACUGCACAUGGGGACAAAGAUCGUACUUUUUGGAGAAAUGUCCUCUGGUCUGACGAAACAAAAAUAGAACUGUUUGGCCAUAAUGACCAUCGUUAUGUUUGGAGGAAAAAGGGGGUCGCUUGCAAGCCGAAGAACACCAUCCCAACCGUGAAGCACGGGGGUGGCAGCAUCAUGCUGUGGGGGUGCUUUGCUGCAGGAGGGUCUGGUGCACUUCACAAAAUAGAUGGCAUCAUGAGGAAGGAAAAUUAUGAGGAUAUAUUGAAGCAACAUCUCAAGACAUCAGUCAGGAAGUUAAAGCUUGGUCGCAAAUGGGUCUUCCAAAUGGACAAUGACCCCAAGCAUACUUCCAACGUUGUGGCAAAAUGGCUUAAGGACAACAAAGUCAAGGUAUUGGAGUGGCCAUCACAUAGCCCUGACCUCAAUCCUAUAGAACAUUUGUGGGCAGAACAGAAAAAGCGUGUGCGAGCAAGGAGGCCUACAAACCAGACUCAGUUACACCAGCUCUGUCAGGAGGAAUGGGCCAAAAUUCACCCAACUUAUUGUGGGAAGCUGGUGGAAGGCUACCCGAAAUGUUUGACCCAAGUUAAUCAAUUUAAAGGCAAUGCUACCAAAUACUAAUUGAGCUAAGGUGUAUGUAAACUUCCGACUUCAACUGUAGGUAACACAACAGCAACCAAACACAGGUAAUACCACAGCAACCAAACACAGGUAAUACCAUAGCAACCAAACACAGGUAAUACCAUAGCAACAAAACACAGGUAAUACCACAGCAACCAAACACAGGUAACACCACAGCAAUCAAACACAGGUAAUACCAUAGCAACCAAACACAGGUAAUACCAUAGCAACCAAACACAGGUAAUACCAUAGCAACCAAACACAGGUAAUACCACAGCAACCAAACACAGGUAAUACCAUAGCAACCAAACACAGGUAAUCAAACACUGUUGCUGCCUGCCACACCCAGAUUACUCACGGAGGUAAUGUCAAUAUUUCUUGCAGUCACCAUGACUUGCAACACCUGUCUUUUUAAUGUAUUUCCUAUUCCUUUCCAGAGACCUGAAAUGUGAAAACAUACUUUUGGAUGAGCAAGGAUUUGUGAAGUUGACUGGUAAAAUAACCAUGAACUCCCCUACCCAUCUCACCAAUUGUAUAGUAAACCAUGUGCAUCACUGACUCUGUGUGUGUGUGCUAUUUGUGCUGUGCCUGGCAGACUUUGGCUUUGCCAACCACUACACAGACAGGAGUGCUUUGAUGAACACGUUCUGUGGCUCGGUGGCCUACACCGCCCCAGAGAUCCUGCUGUCUCGCAAGUACAACGGAGAACAAGCUGACCUGUGGAGCCUGUGAGUCAUCAGAGAUUGCUUCUCAAAUGGUCCCCUAUUCCCUAUAUAGAACACUACUUUUAUCCAGGGCCUAUAGGGCUCUUGUCAAAAGUAGUGCACUAUAUAAGGAAUAGGGGACCAUUUGGGACACAGCCUCGACAAGUGUCACACUUCAUUAAAUAGCUAAAUUAGUAUCCUCCAAUGAUGUCUACUGUUAUUUUACUGCUGUUCUUUAGUUAUUUGCUUUUAUUAUUAAAAAUUAAUAAUAAUAAUAAUAAUAAUAAUAAAUGCAUUGUUGGUUAAGGGCUGGUAAGGGGGCAUCACAUAUCACUGUCAUAGUUUAGAACACAACUGUGUUCUCUUGUCUGGUUACUGUAAGUUAGUUGGCCUCAUGUGUCUUCUCUCCGUGUCCAGAGGGGUGAUUCUAUAUGCCAUGGUCACAGGGAAGCUGCCCUACCAUGAGAAGCACCCCCGCAAACUGGUCCAACUCAUCAGGAAAGAGCUGCCGUUCCACCAGCCAGUUUCCCUAGGUAUUCUGCCAGUAAUCAACAAGGGCCAUAUCCAUAAAGCAUCCCAGUGUAGGAGUGCUGCUCUGCGAUCAGGUCCGCCCUGUCUAAGUAAUCGUAUUCCUUAAAGAUUUAGAAAGCCAAACAGAUCCUAGAACAGCACUUUUACUUUGAGAUGCUUUUUGGACACGGGCCCUGGUCUGUAAAAUGUUUAUUUAAAUUUUUUUUAAACACUUAUCUGGUCCUGAAGCCCACUUCUCCAUUCCACCACUACGUAUGCCUUGGAAAGAAAGCGCACCCAAAUUAGCUUCAGCCCAGCUUGAAAAAAAAUAAAAAUAUGAAUGCCGUCAUCAAUUACUGAAAUUAUACAUUUGUAUAAUUAUUAUAGAACGGUGGUGAUGUAAAGUGAAAAGAAAAGCGAUUAUUUUUGUUGGACGUGAGCCUGUCUUUACUUGUUGACGUUAAUUUAAAGUCAAUAAAACUACUUUGCCAUAAAAAGCUGUAGUCCUAAUGUCCCCUGGCUGUAGUCCUAAUGUCCCCAGGCUAUAGUCCUAAUGUCCCCAGGCUGUAGUCCUAAUGUCCCCAGGCUGUAGUCCUAAUGUCCCCUGGCUGUAGUCCUAAUGUCCCCAGGCUAUAGUCCUAAUGUCCCCAGGCUAUAGUCCUAAUGUCCCCUGGCUGUAGUCCUAAUGUCCCCAGGCUCUAGUCCUAAUGUCCCCAGGCUCUAGUCCUAAUGUCCCCAGGCUCUAGUCCUAAUGUCCCCUGGCUGUAGUCCUAAUGUCCCCUGGCUGUAGUCCUAAUGUCCCCUGGCUGUAGUCCUAAUGUCCCCAGGCUGUAGUCCUAAUGUCCCCAGGCUGUAGUCCUAAUGUCCCCAGGCUCUAGUCCUAAUGUCCCCAGGCUGUAGUCCUAAUGUUCCCUGGCUGUAGUCCUAAUGUCCCCUGGCUGUAGUCCUAAUGUCCCCUGGCUGUAGUCCUAAUGUUGUCCUAAUGUCCCCUGGCUGUAGUCCUAAUGUCCCCUGGCUGUAGUCCUAAUGUCCCCAGGCUCUAGUCCUAAUGUCCCCAGGCUCUAGUCCUAAUGUCCCCAGGCUCUAGUCCUAAUGUCCCCAGGCUCUAGUCCUAAUGUCGUCCUAAUGUCCCCAGGUUGUAGUCCUAAUGUCCCCUGGCUGUAGUCCUAAUGUCCCCAGGUUCUAGUCCUAAUGUCCCCUGGCUGUAGUCCUAAUGUCCCCUGGCUGUAGUCCUAAUGUCGUCCUAAUGUCCCCUGGCUGUAGUCCUAAUGUCCCCUGGCUGUAGUCCUAAUGUCCCCAGGCUGUAGUCCUAAUGUCCCCUGGCUGUCUGUGCCCCUCCAGGCUGCCAGGACCUGAUUAAGAAGCUGUUACAAUGGCAGCCCCCAGCCCGCCUGCCCCUGGCCCAGGUCAACACACACCAGUGGAUGAUGCCCUCCAUGACCGGCCUGCUCAACAAGCUCCGUGCCACCAAGAGUGACAUCCCCAACAAGAACAAAGCCCUGGACAAGAAGCUUAAAGAUGGUGAGAUGUCCCUCCAUAAAUGGCACCCUAUUUCCUAUACAGUGCACUACUUUCCUAUGGGCUCUGGUCAAAAGUAGUGCACUAUAUAGGGAAUAGGGUCCCAUUUGGAACGGGCCCAUGGUCUUAGUUUGGUUCAUUACUUCAAGCAUGUUAACGUAUUAUUAUUAUUUAGAUGGCAUGACAUUUCUGUAAAGAACUGUUAUACAUCCGGUAACGUGGAUAUCUAGCAGUAUGUAGCCUAUUGUACAUAGUCUAUUUAAACCAGCUUAUAAACUGUUAUAACCUCAGUCUACCUGGCAUGUUGAAAUACAGAGCCCACUGGAUGUGUAACAGGCCGCUCCUGGCACUUGGGCCCUGGCACCCCCACCCAUCCAUCCUUCAGACACAGCCACACAAGUCUGCCUGAGAGGCCCCACCGGACUGUAGCGGUCCCCCACCACCACUAUCGCCCCGGGGCCAGCAGCGCAGGCUGCCAUCGCCGUGAACCUCCACAGGAGACGAGAGAGGAGCCGCCCUGCCCCAAGCCCCCCUCGGUCUCCACCUGUCGGCUCCUUUUGCGACCCACUCAGAUCCAGAGUACCAACUCCAACCGCCUCUUUGUGACCCGGCCCCGCCCGCCCUUCACCCCCAAGCCCUUCCACAACCUACCUAACUUCAGGAAGCCCGGCUCUGCCCAUAAGGACCAGAGUCUCAGGUAAACUGGCUGACAGGAGCAGCUGCCCCAAGCAGCCUGAGGAUUCCUACUCCUGGGUACUAACCUAGGGGGCUGCUAACCAUGGAUUAUGUUACCAUGGACAACUAUGGGCUCAAAUGUGAUUCUACAGAAGAAGAAAAAAAUCAAGCACAGACUCUUUUCUUUAAAAAUAAAAUGAGAUGAUUUUAAUGGAUACUUGACUUUUGUCGUCUGAAUUUACAUGACGUGAAAAUACAACACAGUCCUUCCCGACUCCUGUUUGCAUGCAGUUUGUUGUUGUGAUGGUGAGAAUAAUCUUCUGUUCAUUCCAGUCAGCAGUUGGUUUGGUUCCAUUGUUCAUCAAAUGGUGGCUCAGAUGAAAUGUAGAAAAGACCUCCUUGCUACAUCAUCCUCACUAUGCCAGCACACUGCUGGGGCUUGUCUGGAUUCAACAGAUCUUCCUGGUCCUUCUCCAACUGCUCCUGCUCCUGGGCAUCCAUGUCUUUGAGCUUCACCUCCACGUCCUCAGGAAUCUCCACCUCCAACAGGUUCUCCAUGCCUGGCUCCGGCUCGUCCCCGAUCAGCACCUGGCAGAGAGAGAGAGACACACACACACAAAAAAAGGAUACAUCAAUGCUGGUGGCAAACAUUAA